Dermatophagoides farinae (American house dust mite) is the source of this 1861-nucleotide messenger RNA. RefSeq names its product putative inorganic phosphate cotransporter. Lineage: Eukaryota; Metazoa; Arthropoda; Arachnida; Sarcoptiformes; Pyroglyphidae. The record is from RefSeq and is a predicted model, not a curated record. Gene Ontology annotation, biological process: transmembrane transport; monoatomic anion transport. Gene Ontology annotation, molecular function: transmembrane transporter activity. Gene Ontology annotation, cellular component: membrane.
AUUUAGAUUGUCAUUUCAGAUUAUGUCCAUUUUUCUAUACUCAAAUUCUAGAUAUUCAAAAUAAGACAGCUUUCCAUAAUGAAAUUCUGAUUGAGUAAUUCAAUUUUAUCCCAGAAUAUUAUUUGAUGAAAACGAAAUCUAAAAAAUCUCUGUAACCUUUUCAGCCGUGAUCUGAGAUUGAAAUCCAGUUAAUAAUUGCCACAAUAAUCGAUAUGAAUCCGUCAAUGCAGAAUGUUAUUGCCGAUAGUGAACCUAAUCCGAAUCGAAAAAUGACAAAAUGUCAGUGUUUGCCAAAAAGAUUCAUAUUGGUUAUAAUGGGAUUUUUCGGUUAUAAUUUACUCUAUAUGCUUCGUGUGAAUCUAUCCGUUGCAAUCGUAUCUAUGGUAGAUCAUAAUCAUAACCAGUCAAAUCAAACCUGGAUGAUAAUGAAUAAUAAUGGAUCUAAUAACAUGACCAUUACAAACGGGAUUAUUGAAAAGGAUAAAUUUGAUUGGAAUGAAAACAUUCAGGCAUUGAUUCUCAGUAGUUUUUUUGCCGGUUAUGUUAUAACACAAUUUCCCGGGGGAAGAUUAGCUGAUUUAUUUGGUUCAAAAUGGCUUUUCGGUCUAGGCAUUAUGGCCACAUCAAUAUUGACUAUAAUUAGUCCGUUUGCAGCUCGAAUACAUUAUUCUGUAUUUAUUGGUUGUCGUGUAUUGGAAGGAUUAUUCGAAGGACUAGCAUAUCCUAGUAUGCAUUCAAUGUUUGCAAAAUGGAUUCCAUUGUAUGAACGUAGUCGAAUGUCAACAUUUAUGUAUUCUGGAUCACAAAUAGGAACCGUAUUAACAAUGCCUAUUGCGGCACUCUUAUGUGAUUCAGAAUUUUUCGGUGGUUGGCCAUCAGUAUUCUAUGUAUUUGGAUCUAUUGGAUUAAUUUGGUGCGCAAUCUGGUUCAUAGUGGUUCAUGAGACUCCGGAAAUUCAUCCGACCAUUCAACGUAAAGAAUUAGAAAUGAUCAUUGCCAACCGGAAUAAUGACCUGACAAAAAAAAAACCGAAAAUGCCAUGGCGAUCAAUUAUUACAUCGGUCCCAUUAUGGGCAUUGGUUAUAGCACAUUUCGGACAAAAUUGGGGAUUCUAUACAUUUUUAACACAAUUGCCGCGUUAUUUUCAAAAUGUUUUACAUUUUGAUAUUAAAAAAAACGGACUAUAUUCAUCAUUGCCAUAUUUAUGUCAAGCAAUUGUUGGUUGUAUGGCUGGAUAUAUUUGUGAUAAACUUUAUGCUAGCCAAUUUUUCCGGUUGGGAACAUUAAGAAAAACGGCCAAUACAAUAGCAUUCCUUGGGCCAACCAUUUGUUUAUUGUUAUUGAUACAAAUUGGUAAUAAUGAUCCCAAAUGGUCUAUCAUAUUAUUCACAAUAGCAUUGGGAUGCAAUGGAAUGUUUCUGGCUGGUUAUCAUGUUACACAUUUAGAUAUGUCACCAACAUAUGCUAGCACAUUGAUGGGAAUCACGAAUUGUUUGGCAAACCUGGCCGGAAUAUUUGCACCAUACGUUGUUGGAAUCAUAUUAACCAAUGUUCAAAUCGAAAAGCAAAACAACAACAACAACAACAAUCAUCAUUAUCAUCGAACGAUGGAUGGAAUCAAGUAUUCUAUGUAUCAUGUAUUAUUUAUAUAUUAUCGGCUCUCAUAUUCGUGCUAUUUGGCUCUAAUGAAAGACAAACCUGGGACAAUUGCAUACCUGAUGAUGAUGAUGAUGAUGAUGAUGAUAUUUGAGUAUGUUGUCCGUAAAGAUGAUGCACACAUUCUGUAAUUCAUUUAUAUAUGUUACUCAUAAAAAAAAUACUACCAAAGCUUAUCAUUAUCAACAUAGAAAGCAUAAUAUUA